UCUGAUUGGCUGCCUGUGUUCAAAGGCUCGCUCGUGAGGUUGCUGUCAUUUUCGGAGACGUGCUAUCUAUUUAAAUGUUUAAAUUAUGUAAGUGUUUCAUUUAUUUUAGCCCAACGUGACAAUUCAUAAUACAAAUGAUGUGCGCGACGACACUAUCGUUUGUUUUAUUUACUUAUGUAGACGUGGUGCGUAGUAGGUGUGACGUAAUUGCUCGGACACGCUAAUGUUAGCCAAACGGCUAGCAAGCUAGGCAGCUAACGCUAACCAACAUGGUCACAAGUUUCAGUACGAAGGACACGAAUGAACGCAUUUAACGACAAGGUAGAAGACGAUUUACAUAGGUUCGACAACAGCAAUGGCAGCAGCCAGACUCUUAUAUUUGCUGAACGCGAAAGCGGCAUGUUCGACCAAAACAUUAGCCGGGGCAGGGAGCAGUGUGUGCUUCAGGAGAAAUGUGUGUAGUUCACCUUCAAGACUGCAGAGCUGCAUGUCAGCCUGGGUCAUCGAUCAGUAUGGUACUAAUGAGGUGCUGAGGUACACGGAAGAAGCCACCAUCCCCUCUGUCAGCUCUGCCAGCGAAGUGUUGAUUAAAGUCCAUGCAGCUGGUCUCAACCCCCUUGACUUGUCUAUGAGGGGUGGAUAUGGGGCUAAAUUGCUUAAAUUGAGAAGGGACCCGCUGUCUGUGAUGAACAGUGACAGUGAGUUUCCUUUGAUCCUGGGUCGUGAUGUGUCAGGUGUGGUGGUGGAGUGUGGAUCUGCAGUUUCUCACUUUGCUCCAGGAGAUGAGGUGUGGGCAGCUGUUCCCCCAUGGAAACAAGGCAGUCUGGCUGAUUUUGUGACACUGACAGAGUUCGAAGUUUCUCAUAAGCCAAAAUCACUCAGCCAUAUCGAGGCAGCAUCAAUCCCCUAUGUAGCCAACACUGCACUGUCUGCACUCGUAAAUGCAGGUGGUCUGUGCAGAGACUCCUCCUCAAAUAAAAGAGUUUUGAUCACCGGAGGAUCGGGAGGUGUUGGAACAUUUUCUAUCCAGUUAUUGAAGGCCUGGGGUGCCCAUGUAACGGUUACCUGCUCCCAGAAUGCAGAAGGCCUUGUGAGAGGGUUGGGAGCUGAUGAGGUGGUGGAUUACACAGCAGGGGAUCCCGCUAAACAACUAGAUGUGAUGGAAAAGUUCGAUGUUAUUUUGGACAACGUUGGCGGCGAGACGGAACAAUGGGCGAUGGGUCUGCUGAAGCCCUGGUCUGGAGCAAAAUACAUCACGCUGGUGACACCUCUGCUCUUCAACACGGACUCCAUGGGCCUGCUGGAUGGGACGGUCCAGACUGGAUUGGCCCUGCAGAAAAAAGCCAUUCAGAGCAUUAGUUCAAGAGGAGUUUUCUACCGGUGGGGAUUUUAUGCUCCAGAUGGACCCGCCCUGGAUGAGGUCAGAAACUUGGUGGAUGCAGGGAAGAUCCUGCCAGUUGUGGAAGCCCAUUUCCAAUUUUCUCACGUGCCCCAGGGAUUUCAAAAGCUCGAGCAAGGCCACGCCAGAGGAAAGACCGUAGUCAGGGUUGCUGAUGAUGAUGACGACAGACAGGCCGAAGAGUUGGUGCAGGACGUCCACACAGAGACUGCAGAUUCAGAGCAGGAAGUACAUGAAACUGCCAAGCAAAAUUAAAAACCAUAAACACAGUGCCAAAUGAAUUGGGCUGCUGCGAUUCCUCUCACCCUAACAAGACAACCCAAGAAAACCCAAACAUGUUGGUGGCUGUACUGACUACCACAAUGAGCUAUGCUUGUAAUGGGAGCGUGUCUAAGACUGUCCUUGUUAGAAUCUGCAGCCUCCAGCUAUGCUGCAUUUAUGUCACAGUGAAGUAAAUAAAUGUCACCUGUGUGGAGUCUGCACUCUUUUAGACCCUUUCUUAAUUACCAAGGUCUAUUCAACACUGAGUGACAUAACGAAUGUUCUACAGACAAGGUCAGCAGGAAAAGUUUUCCUUUCUAAAGGUCGAAGAAGGAGCAGUACCCUAAACGUUGCUAUUUAUGUUAUUCCUGCAGUCUCCACAUUGUGGAAGCUAAUGCACAUCACCUUCCUGUGGUGACCUUGUGUCAAAGUGUGUCUGCGGCGUACAAGAAAGUAACCUGAACAAAAAACAGCACUUGUGUUUGUUGUACAGAAGAGGAAGCUCAGUUUACUGUAAAAUAUGUUAAUAACUUUAUUGACAAAAAUAAUUUUAUUAUUCUACAAUAAAGAGUUGUGUGCUA
Betta splendens (Siamese fighting fish) is the source of this 2241-nucleotide messenger RNA. RefSeq names its product reticulon-4-interacting protein 1 homolog, mitochondrial-like. The transcript is spliced from 9 exons. Gene Ontology annotation, molecular function: oxidoreductase activity; zinc ion binding. Bases 356 to 1654 code for a protein of 432 amino acids. The record is from RefSeq and is a predicted model, not a curated record. NCBI's taxonomy places the organism in Eukaryota, Metazoa, Chordata, Actinopteri, Anabantiformes, Osphronemidae. Gene Ontology annotation, cellular component: mitochondrion.